This is a messenger RNA of Tilletiaria anomala UBC 951, 1649 nucleotides long. RefSeq names its product arsenical-resistance protein. The record is from RefSeq and is a predicted model, not a curated record. Gene Ontology annotation, molecular function: antimonite transmembrane transporter activity; antiporter activity; arsenite transmembrane transporter activity. NCBI's taxonomy places the organism in Eukaryota, Fungi, Basidiomycota, Exobasidiomycetes, Georgefischeriales, Tilletiariaceae. Bases 156 to 1481 code for a protein of 441 amino acids. Gene Ontology annotation, cellular component: plasma membrane. Gene Ontology annotation, biological process: arsenite transport; antimonite transmembrane transport. The transcript has 3 exons.
CCUCGACCAGCUUGUACUUCUCCGUCGCGAUGGCCAGCGUGCAAGCAUGCGUAUAUUGCUGUUGGACGUGCUAGUACCUGACGCAUAACUCGUCAGGCCCCUUUUGCAAGCCUCUAUAGCUCCCUCGUCCGUCUUAACCUCCCACCACCGCCACCAUGCCCGCCACCCAUGCGCAGCCGAGGAGGAGCAAUGCGCAGAUUGCCCUUGGCGUCUGGGGUAGCUUGAGCUGGCUCGACCGCCUUCUGUCCCUCUUCAUCCUCAUCGCCAUGGUCCUCGGCGUGCUGAUUGGCGAGUUCGCGCCGCAGGCCCGCGAGCGUCUCGCUGGCACCGGCGCAGGCACACUGCAGGGCGUCUCAGCGCCGCUCGUUGUCGGCCUGCUCGUCAUGAUGUGGCCGAUCCUGACCAAGGUCCAUUACGAGCGAUUCCCCCAGCUGCUGCGCUCCGCCAACCUAUGGGCGCAAAUCACGCUGUCGCUCCUGCUCAACUGGCUCAUCGCGCCGCUGCUCAUGCUCGCCCUCGCAGAGGCGACCCUCCCGGACCUCCCCACGUACCGCACCGGCAUCGUCCUUGUCGGCCUCGCCCGCUGCAUCGCCAUGGUCAUGGUCUGGACGAACAUCGCCAAGGGCGAGCCGGACAUGUGCGCGAUCCUCGUCAUCGUCAACUCGGCCCUGCAGAUAGUUCUCUAUGCGCCCAUGGCCGUGCUCUUCAUCGACGUCAUCUCAAACGCCCAGGAGCACGUCCACCUCGAGUAUAGCAAGACGGCGAUCGCAGUUCUCAUCUACCUUGGAAUCCCACUGUCCGCCGGCGUUCUGACGCGCUUCAGCAUGCAGCGCCUGCUCGGCACACGGCGCUUUGACACACACUUUCUGCCGUACUUUGGCAUUCUCAGCCUCGUAGGUCUGCUCUACACCAUCCUCAUCAUCUUUGCUUCCCAGUCCAAGCACAUCCUCCGCAACCUCGGCCCCAGCUUUCGUACCAUCGUGCCCCUCGUGCUGUACUUUUCCAUUAUGUGGAGCGCGACAUUCGCCUUCAUCUACGCGCUCAACAGGCGCGCUAGCAGAAACAAGGGCACAGGAAGGGCAUUCGCAUCGCUUCCGGCGCCAGCGUGCGUCACAUGGGACUACCAGGCCGCCGUCCUGCAAUCCUUCACCGCCGCGUCAAACAACUUUGAGCUGGCCAUCGCCGUCGCCGUUGCCAUCUACGGUGCCGACUCGGACCAAGCGCUCGCCGCGACCGUCGGUCCGCUCGUUGAGAUCCCCGUCCUGCUCCUCCUCACCUGGCUCUCGCUUUUCUUCCGCGCCAGGCUCAACUGGGGCGACGGCGGCGGCGCUGUACCUCGAUGCAGCACAAUGAACCAGCAGGGAAACGUUGAGAAGACGGCGGCGGAGAACGCAGAGAAGGAAUGCAGCUCAGAUGAGGAGCGCCCUGGCGAUCCUGCGAAAUCGAGCGCUUUCGCGAUUGUGGAUGGCGAGAAGCAGUAGCAAGCAAUGCACUAACAUCAUGAUACGGCUGCGAGCAAGGCAGCCAGCCGUAUUCGUACAUAAUGAAUGGAUCCGGAGUAUUUAUUACGCCAACUGGGGCACGUUCUGUAGCAAUAUCGUCAUCGGUCCUCAUCGCAUGCAGUAUUGCAGUAGACGUAUGAAUGGUAC